GGCAAUACGGAGCAACCUUCGAAAGGAACCGCACGUACACCCGGAUAUUUUUACAGUUCUAUAGAUUUAUUUAUACAUAUACCAAUAUGAAGAGUUUAAUAAUAGUUCUCAGCUUAGCCUGUGGAUUAGUUUCAGCACAAGAGUUUGACUGUCCUGACAAGACUGGCUUCUUCCCGGAUCCAUACCAAUGUGACCUUUAUUACAAAUGCUCUAAAGGUGAGGCUGAAACGAAACUGUGUCCCGACGGUCUUGUGUUCGUCGAUGGGAACCCCAACAAAGAACGGUGUGACAUACCCUCAAACGUUGACUGCGGCGACAGGAAGGAAUUGCAGGAGCCUAAGCCAACUAAAGAUUGUCCCAGACAAAAUGGAUACUUCAAACAUCCAGACCCACAGGCGUGUGAUAAGUUCUACUACUGCUCCGACGGCGUACCCAAUGAGCUUCCUUGCCCACCUGGCUUGUACUUCGACGAGGAAACUUCAAACUGCGACUGGAAAGAUGUAGUCAACCGCCGCUGUGACCAGAUCACCAAAGACAUUUUGGACGAUGGUUUCACGUGCCCCGAUGGCGAGGUGAUGGGACCCAAUGGACGCGCCCUUCCUCACCCCACAUUCCCACACCCCGAAGACUGCCAGAAGUUCUACAUCUGCCGAAACGGUGUACAGCCCCAGAAGGGUAGCUGCCCCUCUGGCAAAGUCUACAACGAGGAAACCUUUAUGUGCGACGAGCCUGAGAAAGUGUCUGGAUGUGAAAACUACUAUGACGGACAACCGCUCGAGAAGAAUAAAUUUCCGAAGAAAGCGUGAAAUGCUUCAUUAAUUUAAUUAUUAUAAUGAUAGAUUAUUGUAUUUUCUAAUUUAAUAAAUAAAUUGACGAUAGAC
Diatraea saccharalis (sugarcane borer) is the source of this 881-nucleotide messenger RNA. Lineage: Eukaryota; Metazoa; Arthropoda; Insecta; Lepidoptera; Crambidae. The record is from the annotation of a GenBank genome assembly.